Messenger RNA from Euleptes europaea (tarantolino), 1424 nucleotides. RefSeq names its product methyltransferase 4, N6-adenosine (gene METTL4). The coding region runs from base 6 to 1424 and encodes 472 amino acids. Gene Ontology annotation, molecular function: RNA methyltransferase activity; nucleic acid binding; site-specific DNA-methyltransferase (adenine-specific) activity. Gene Ontology annotation, cellular component: cytosol; nucleus; RNA N6-methyladenosine methyltransferase complex. The record is from RefSeq and is a predicted model, not a curated record. Lineage: Eukaryota; Metazoa; Chordata; Lepidosauria; Squamata; Sphaerodactylidae. The transcript is spliced from 8 exons.
AGGCAAUGGCUAUCGUACAUUGUCAGUCAGCAGGAUGGCUACUGGAUCACCUGUUCUUCAUAAACAAGUCUGGCUACCAGUUGUGCCACUUCCAUGAACACCCUCCCAGAGACUUUAUUGAUGCUCCUUCUGCUGCUGCUUCCUCAGAUAAAGAUCCUAUUGUGGCUGCUACCCAAGUGACUUCAAAUCCUUGCAGGAAAAAGUCUGUGUUUGAGCUUGAAGCUGCAGGGAAGAAAUCAGGUGAAAUGCCAAAGAAGACAUACUUGUUCAGGGAAGAAUUUUUUAAUGUGUUUAAGCCCCACGUAGCUGCAGAUUUUCAAAAGGAACUUCAGCAACUGAGCUCUGAGGCUGGACUAGAAGACAAAGGAUCGGAACAGCAGGAAGGAGCUCAGAGUGUCACCUCGCAUUCUGAAGCUGCUAAAAAGAAACGAAAAAGAAGAAGCAGUGCCUUAAAUCAUGGUGAACGUGAUGCUUUAGAAUAUCAUUUCAAGAUAAGCAACGUGAUUUCCGAGGGUACCAGAAGUUUAGUCCAGGAGGGGCUCAAAAGUGGCUUUCUCCAGCCCAGUUCUGCAAAACCAGUCUGUUCCAGGACUCUUGAUACAAGACACAGUGAUUGUGGCUUGGCUGAAUUAUGUGAGAUGGCAAAACAGUAUUCAUCUGUGAAUGAAACAGAGCAAAGAACUGUAUGCAAGAUAAAUGAAGAAGCCUCUGUGCCAGAACAGGUCCAGCUUUCCUGUGUUACAGAAAAUGUCACAAAUGAUACAAAAUUAAUAACAUUAAUGGGACAUAACUAUUUAUUUCCACCCCAAAGCAGUUUUCUUUUGUCUGAUAUUUCUUGUAUGCAGCCCCUUUUGAAUUAUGAUAAAAAAUUUGGCGUAAUUGUGAUAGAUCCACCAUGGGAGAACAAAUCUGUUAAAAGAAGUAAUCGGUAUAGCUACUUGCCACCAUGGCAAAUCAAGCAACUUCCUGUGCCAGCCCUGGCAGCCCCAGAGUGCCUUGUGGUCACAUGGGUGACUAACAGACAGAAGCAUCUCCGUUUUGUAAAGGAUGAACUUUAUCCCCAUUGGGCGGUGCAUGGAGUGGUAGAGUGGUACUGGGUGAAGAUUACAAGGUCUGGAGAGUUUGUGUUUCCAUUGGACUCUUCUCACAAGAAGCCUUACGAAAUUCUCGUAUUGGGCAGACUCCAAGGAAGUACAGAUAUGCCAUUAAGAAUAUCGGAAGAUGAAGCACUUCCAAUUCCAGACCAUAAAUUAAUUGUGAGUGUGCCUUGUACUCUUCAUUCACAUAAGCCUCCUCUUACAGGUAGCACACCUGUCAUCGACUACAGCCCAUGCUUUCUCUUUGGUUGCUCUUGCUUUAUGGAUUGGGCUUCCCAAGGAGAUGGGAGGGGAAACACCUUUUUAAAAUUUCAGGAGUUUCUGUAA